CACCAAGAAAAGAACGAUGGAUGCAACCAAACCAAAAAGAAGAAGAAAACGUCAUCAUACUGCGACGUAGAUAGACGAGCAACUAUUUGUUUCUCAUUUUAUUAAUCUGCAACUACAUUUUGUAAUUAACAGUUUUUACGAUCUUAUACAAAGUUUUCUCAGCCCACUCAAAAUAUAAUAACCGUGAUUGUGGGAUAGGAGAGAUGUAAAAUAAAUAUUAGGAGAACGAUAGUGGUAUUCUGUAACUUUUUUUUUUUAGCCACAAUGGCAUCGGAAGAUGAAUUAAAUCUUUUGGUCAUUGUGAUGGACGUGAACCCCAUCUGGUGGGGCCAGCAGGCCCAACGGGAGCCAGAGUUCACCCUAUCAAAGUGUUUGGAUGCGGUCAUGGUCAUGGGAAACUCCCAUAUGGCCAUGACAACGACCAACAGAUUGGCCGUUAUUUCAAGUCAUUUUCAAGACAGUCACUUUUUGUAUCCCUGCAAGAACUGGACAGGAGGGGAUGGUGCUUGGGAUGGAACUAUGGAUGAGGCACCUAACUGCGGCGACGGGAAAUAUGAACUUCUAUCUGUUGCCAAUAAUGUAGUGGCGGAGGAAAUGAAGAGAGUAAUGUCAACAACUGAAAUGAAGGGCAAUUCCACUGACACCUUAUUGGCGGGCUCCCUGGCCAAAGCCCUGUGCUACAUCCACAGGAUGACAAAGGAAUUGGAAGCUGGCCAAGAGAUGAAAUCAAGAAUAUUGGUUAUUAAAACGGCUGAGGACUGUGCCCGCCAGUACAUGAACUUCAUGAACGUUAUUUUUGCUGCCCAGAAACAGAAUAUCCUCAUAGAUGCCUGUGUGCUUGACUCAGACUCCGGUCUUCUUCAGCAGGCUUGUGACAUAACCGGUGGAUUAUAUCUUAAGAUACCCCAGAAGAUCGCCCUGGCACAGUACCUCUUGUGGGUGUUCCUGCCUGACUUGGAGCAGCGGCCCCAGCUGGUGCUGCCGCCACCGGUCCACGUGGACUACAGAGCCGCCUGCUUCUGCCACCGCAACCUCAUCGAGAUCGGCUACGUCUGCUCUGUGUGCCUGUCAAUUUUCUGUAACUUCAGCCCCAUCUGCACAACUUGCGAGACUGCUUUCAAAAUACAGUUGCCCCAGAUGAUGAAGUCAAAGAAGAAAAAACUCAAGCAAUCAAUAUGAUGUUUAUUGACAAGUUUACAUUGCUUUGUUCUUAUUUUGUAUUCUUGAUUUGAUGGGUUCAUCUGAACAGUUCACUAAAAGGCAGAAAGGCUGGUUAUAUAAAUCAGGUUGUUUUUACGAUUUAUUUUCCCCUAAUUUCCUUUGUCAUUAAUUUCAAAUAAAUGUAGCCUUCAUUUUGUUGUUUUUUAUUACAGCCGUUCAUCUGAACUUGGAUAAACCUCUUACAUUUAUUGAUUAAGUAAUUACAAUACACAUGAUUCCUCAAUUUACAAAAAACGAAAAUGCAGUAGAAAUCUCUACUCUUCAAGAGUCCCCACUAGGGAUGGGAACAAUAUUGCACCUGGGGGAAAACAAAGGUUUAUUAGGUGUUUUUUGACAGAUAAUAAAAAAAGUCCUAUCACAAUAUCUAAUGUUGAGAAAUCCUAUUCAACUAAAGAUUUCUCUUGGAUUUGUCCACUUACCCCAGUAGGCCUCUGCCAGACCACUUCUGGGGAGUCAGGCUCAUCUGAGUUGGUUUGUCAUCGCGGAUUACUGAGACGCGGAGUGGUUUCUGGAAAAAUGUUCGGGUAUAACUAAAUGGUUAAAUACAUAUGUGAGUUGACAGGGAUGUCCCAAUGUUGAUAAUAUAAUUUGUGGUCGCUUGAAAAGUUUGGCCUGCCCUCUUAGUCGAAAAAUGACUUGCAGUACAAAUGAUUCCUAAAAGUGUGUAGAAUGUAAAGAAUGAAUGUCCGUUUCUUCUGGUGUUUGAGUGUUUUAGGGACAUGUGAUCUUGUAAGACAAGGCGUGCAAUUAACUUACUCCCUCGCUGUGUUGGACCACCGACGCAAUGUUGGCAAGGUUCUGGAAGUUCCCUGUGUUCACCGACCCAAACUCAAUGACUUCAUCACCAACUCUGAUGCCCUAUAGGGACAGACGUGCAGAUGUAACGCCUUCCCCAACAACAGGUUUCCCUCAGAGCCAUGUUUAGAUGUACUAUUACAUUUUUUUUCAGUUCAUACAUCAUAUCAUAUCCACUCUCACGGCACGAUUUUCGGAGUUGCCCUUGAAAACUCAGUGCUAACCCCGGUCUGGAACAGGGCAAGCAAGUUCCGAGCUAGAAUUGGUGCGAGCCCACAAAGACAGAGAAUAAACCUCCUCACCGCUCUGCAGGCUGGGGAGCCCUGAGUGACCCCGUCCACACGGGCGAAUGGGGAGGGCCGAGGGCCACCCUGCUCCAUGGCCUCUGCCUGCUGACAUUCAUCUUGCUCAUGCUUGGAUUUCUCCCGGGCGUGCAGCUUGUGGAGGGCGUCUUCGAUGUCCACCAUGAUGGCCUUGUGGUCAUUUUGCAGACCUGAAGGAUUUUAAUGAUCCUCGGGUGAUUACCUUUCAAUAGAAUAUUUAUAACCCAUGACUUAUGUAGCCUAAUAUUUUCUGUGAUAAAUACUUAUCUGGAAGUCAUGUUUUUUAGGAAGACAACCUAUAUAAUUAACAUAUAUAUAGAAAACACAAACAAGCUUCAAAUUAGAAAACCACAUUCUGGAUAAAUAGCAUACACCUCAAUUCAUAAAUAGAGGUGAAACUCAAAAAAUAAUAUUGUGCCAAAGUUCAUUUAUUUAGUUGAUUCAACUUAAAAAGGUGAAACUAAUAUAUAAUAUAGUCAUUUCAUGCAAAGUGAGAUACUUCAAGCCUUUAUUUGUUAUAAUGUUGAUGAUAAUGGCUUACAGAUUAUGAAAACCCCAUAUUCUAAAUCUCAGAAAAUUAGAAUAUGGAGAUAUUGUUCAAUAAUUUAGGCUCAAAGUGUCACACUCUAAUCAGCUAAUUAAUCAAAAACACCUGUUCCUGAGCCUUUAAAUAGUUCAGAGGGGCCAACAUUUCUGUAUUUAAAAUCAUAUUUUUAUUGAUUUCAUGUACCAUUCAAAUUUUCUGAUAUUUUGAAUUUGGGGUAUGCAUAAGCUGUAAGCCACACUAAUCAAUUGUAACAAAUAAAGGCUUGAAAUAUCUCCCUGUACAUCUAAUGUGUAUAAUAUAUUAGUUUAAUCUUUUAAGCUUGAUUACUGAAGAAGACCCGUGUAAUAAAGGCCUAUAAUAUUUCUGUUUAUGGCAUAGAUUUCUCCUCAGAUUAGGCCAAUAAAGCAAUGAUAAAAAUAAAACAAAAAACGCUUGAUAAAAGGCCCGGCCCGAGGAUAGUGGUGGGAAAUAUCAGAGAAGGGUGAACUUAUUGUGCAGCAGGACGCAGGGUGCAAGUGCAGUUGGAAGUGGUCAUGGCUAAAAUUAGAAGCCACGACUGAGGUGAAUUCAGUGAAAGCAUAACUUUACACGGUCUGACUUUUUCAAAAAAAUUGAGAAAAAAGGAUGUGCUAAAUGCACACUCUGUGACAACAACAAUAACUACAGAAAGUGUUGCACAGCUUCUCCGAAACCCUCUUCCAGAAACCCCCAAAGCAGCAGAUAAGAUCAGGAACAGUGCCAGGCCUACACUGCCAGUACCUGUACCUGUGAUCGAAUAUCCAAUGCAGAGGUGUGUGUUUGUGUGUGUGUGAAAAUAAAUUAACUUACCGGUAGUUUAAAAAGUCACUUUUUAAACUAAAGCCCCUGUCCUUCGUUUAUUGGAUAAUGUUUAGGUCCGGUCUGUCCGGGCCAAGUUGUUUGAUGGCCAACUUCUCUUCCAAUUUUAAUUCUCAAAUGUUUGUUUUUUUAAGGAAACUACACUGUUAAUAACAGGUGCAACACCACUCGCCCUAUCUGCAUCUAAUAUAGAAACGACGAAAGAUACCGGCAGAAUAAUUCGAACAGUUCUAGAAUAUGACCAUGGGGCAGACUACUUUACGAUCAUAUAGGCGUCUUUUAGCGUGGAUUGCAAUUCGUAUUGCAGCCUGCAGGAUUAUGCGAUAAACAUACGGAGGAACGCGGUUGCUGAGCUGCCCCGGCCCUACAUUGAAUGACACGUUAAAGGGGACCUAUUAUGCUUUUUCAACUUUUAUGACCUAUAAACGUUGUUAUAAUGAUUGAUAGUCAUGUUUAACCAUACUAAAGUGUCAAAUAAUGACGUACAUGCAUUAUGACGUAGUCCCUGCUGACAGUCUGGGGUGGCUGUGCAGAGCGCUAAACACUCGGGACAACGAUUGCGAUUCACUUUCCGGGAAACAUCUACGUAGACGUACUCCUGCCACGCCCCCAUAUGCCUGGUCAAAACUGCCCGCGCGCGCUCCAAGGAAGGUAACCAAUCACAACAGAG
Molecule: messenger RNA, 4393 nt
Organism: Gadus chalcogrammus (walleye pollock)
Lineage: Eukaryota; Metazoa; Chordata; Actinopteri; Gadiformes; Gadidae
Gene: gtf2h3
Product: general transcription factor IIH, polypeptide 3
Exons: 13
Coding region: 265-1179 (304 amino acids)
Biological process (GO): nucleotide-excision repair; regulation of DNA-templated transcription
Cellular component (GO): transcription factor TFIIH core complex; transcription factor TFIIH holo complex
Source: RefSeq, a predicted model, not a curated record